GAAACACAAGAGGGAAAGGUGACCGGACUAGUCCGUCAGCUUUCCAGGAAGGAAUGCAGUUUCAAGACACUAGUUCGGAUCUAUGUCUAAUUGUUUUGGUAUAACGAAAAGCUAGUUGACGGCGACUGGAUAUUCCAAUUCUUCAGAAAAGCGACGCAAACACGUUCGCUUCAAGGAAUAUUGGGUCUUCUGCGCGGCCGUAGAUUUCGGCCAAGUGCGCCUGCGCAUAAGAGUAGCGGCGUUGAGUCAGGUAGUCAGUGGAGAAAACUGCGAUAGCGACCCUCAGACCUCGCCAUGAAGACUCGCUUCAGCACCAUUGACCUCCGCGCGGUACUCGCGGAGCUGAAUGCCAGCUUACUAGGAAUGAGAGUAAACAAUGUUUAUGAUGUGGAUAAUAAGACCUAUCUUAUUCGUCUUCAAAAACCAGACUUUAAAGCUACGCUUUUACUUGAAUCUGGCAUACGAAUUCACACAACAGAAUUUGAGUGGCCUAAGAAUAUGAUGCCAUCUAGUUUUGCCAUGAAGUGCCGAAAACAUUUGAAGAGUCGGCGAUUAGUCAGUGCAAAACAACUUGGUGUGGAUAGAAUUGUAGAUUUUCAAUUUGGAAGUGAUGAAGCUGCUUAUCACUUAAUCAUUGAGCUCUAUGAUAGGGGAAACAUUGUUCUUACAGAUUAUGAGUACCUAAUUUUGAAUAUACUAAGAUUUCGAACUGAUGAGUCAGAUGAUGUUAAAUUUGCUGUUCGUGAACGCUACCCAGUUGAUCAUGCUAGAGCUGCUGAACCUUUGCUUACUUUGGAAAGACUGACUGAAAUAAUAGCCAGUGCACCUAAAGGUGAACUACUGAAGAGAGUUCUUAAUCCAUUACUUCCCUAUGGACCAGCUCUCAUUGAACACUGUCUUAUAGAAAAUGGAUUCUCUGGCAAUGUCAAAGUGGAUGAAAAAUUUGAAAGUAAAGACCUUGAAAAAGUACUUGUUUGUCUGCAGAAAGCAGAAGACUAUAUGAAAACAACAUCCAACUUCAGUGGAAAGGGGUACAUCAUUCAGAAAAGAGAAAUAAAACCAAGCUUGGAAGUAGAUAAACCAACUGAAGACAUACUCACGUAUGAGGAAUUUCAUCCUUUCUUGUUUUCUCAACAUUCACAAUGUCCAUAUAUAGAAUUUGAAUCAUUUGACAAGGCCGUGGAUGAAUUUUAUUCCAAGAUAGAAGGUCAGAAAAUAGAUUUAAAAGCUUUACAACAGGAAAAACAAGCAUUGAAGAAAUUAGAUAACGUCCGGAAGGAUCACGAAAACAGAUUAGAAGCUCUUCAACAGGCUCAGGAAAUAGACAAACUUAAAGGAGAGCUCAUAGAAAUGAACCUACAGAUAGUUGACAGAGCUAUUCAGGUUGUUCGAAGUGCUUUAGCCAACCAGAUAGAUUGGACAGAAAUUGGGUUAAUUGUGAAAGAAGCCCAAGCUCAAGGAGACCCUGUUGCAAGUGCAAUUAAAGAAUUAAAACUACAAACAAACCAUGUUACAAUGCUACUAAGAAAUCCAUACUUGUUAUCAGAGGAGGAAGAUGACGAUGUUGAUGGUGACAUCACUGUUGAAAAAAAUGAAACCGAAGCACCAAAAGGAAAAAAGAAAAAGCAAAAGAAUAAACAGCUGCAGAAGCCUCAGAAAAAUAGGCCAUUACUUGUUGAUGUUGAUCUCAGCUUGUCAGCAUAUGCCAAUGCCAAAAAAUACUAUGAUCACAAGAGGUAUGCUGCUAAGAAAACACAAAAGACCGUUGAAGCUGCUGAGAAGGCAUUUAAAUCAGCAGAAAAAAAAACAAAGCAAACGUUAAAAGAAGUCCAAACAGUUACCUCUAUUCAGAAAGCAAGAAAAGUAUACUGGUUUGAGAAAUUUCUGUGGUUCGUUAGCUCAGAGAACUAUUUAAUUAUAGGUGGAAGAGAUCAGCAACAGAAUGAAAUGAUUGUGAAAAGAUACUUGACAACAGGGGACAUUUAUGUACAUGCUGAUCUUCAUGGAGCUACUAGCUGUGUAAUUAAGAAUCCAACAGGAGAACCCAUUCCGCCUCGGACCUUGACUGAAGCCGGCACAAUGGCACUUUGCUACAGUGCUGCCUGGGAUGCACGAGUUAUCACUAGUGCUUGGUGGGUGUACCAUCAUCAGGUGUCUAAAACAGCACCAACUGGAGAAUAUUUGACAACAGGAAGCUUCAUGAUACGAGGAAAGAAGAAUUUCCUUCCUCCCUCGUAUCUAAUGAUGGGGUUUAGUUUCCUCUUUAAGGUAGAUGAGUCUUGUAUUUGGAGACAUCGGGGUGAAAGAAAAGUCAGAGUGCAGGAUGAAGACAUGGAAACAUUGGCAAGUUGCACACGUGAACUCAUAUCAGAAGAAAUGGAACAACUAGACGGAGGUGACAGUAGCAGUGACGAAGAUAAAGAGGAAUCACACGAAACUCCUGUGGAAGUGGAGCUUAUGAGUCAGGUUGACCAGGAGGAUAUCACUAUUCACAGUGGUGGAGAUGAGCUAAAUGAUGAAAUAAUUCAGGAAGAGAGCUCGGAAGAUGAAGGAGAAUCUGAAGAAGUGGUAAAAGAUCAGGAACCUGUUGCUGAAAUGAUGGAUGAAGGUGAAGACACAUUAAAUUAUCCUGACACUACCAUUGAUUUGUCCCACCUUCAAUCUCAAAGGUCCCUCCAGAAAUUGGCUUCAAAAGAAGAAUCUUCUAGUAUGAGUGACAGUAAAUUACAGAGCCGGAGACAUUUGUCAGCCAAGGAAAGAAGGGAAAUGAAGAAGAAAAAGCUUCCAAGUGACUCAGGGGAUUUAGAAGUGAUAGAGGUAAAGGACAAAGAAAAAGAAAAUGCUCUACACAUUGAAACUCAUCAGAACACAAGCAAAAGUGUCCCAGCUGUGCAGCCAAUGAAGCGAGGACAAAAGAGUAAAAUGAAAAAAAUGAAGGAAAAAUACAAAGACCAAGAUGAAGAAGAACGUGAACUCAUCAUGAAAUUGCUGGGGUCUGCAGGUUCAAACAAAGAAGAAAAGGGGAAGAAGGGGAAGAAAGGAAAAACAAAGGAUGAACCUGUGAAGAAACAGCCCCAGAAACCUAGAGGUGGACAAAGGGCUUCAGAAAGCAUAAAGAAAGAAACUCCCUCCCUUGAGGUUGUAACUCCAGAGUUACAAGACUUGGCUGUAGAUGAUCCACAUGAUGACAAGCAGGAAGAGCAAGAUCUGGAUCAACAGGGUAAUGAGGAAAAUCUCUUUGACUCUUUGACAGGGCAGCCACAUCCUGAAGAUGUAUUACUAUUUGCCAUCCCAAUUUGUGCCCCUUACUCCACCAUGACAAACUAUAAAUACAAAGUGAAACUUACUCCUGGAGUUCAGAAAAAGGGAAAAGCUGCAAAAACAGCCUUGAAUAGUUUCAUGCAUUCCAAAGAAGCAACAGCAAGAGAAAAAGACUUAUUUCGCAGUGUAAAGGACACGGAUUUAUCAAGAAAUAUUCCUGGCAAAGUCAAAGUGUCUGCACCCAAUCUUCUGAAUGUAAAAAGAAAAUAGCUGAAAUGAAACCCUAGAAUAUUUGAGAAGAGCCAAUUUUAUAGCCUUUUGGAAGUUCAGAGAUGAAAACACACCAUGUAACAAGACUUCCGCAUUUAAAAAUGAACUAAACAUUGCCUUGCUAUAUUCGCCAAAAGGACUUACUGUUUUUUUUCCAGUUUUAUAGAGAGGAAACGCGGAUAGGAUUUCCUAAAAUAUUUGUGGACAGUUAAAUGCUAAUUGUAUACAUCUGUAGUUAUUCUCCUACGUUUUCUUAAAAUUUGGGAGGUUAAUACUAAGUUUUCAUUUCAUGUUGUACAGAAACUGGAGUGAAGUGGCUCAGUUGCUCGGACAUUGACUUGGUCGUCUACCGUGUACAGUGUCAGAGCUCUGUUACAGGCCAGUCACAGGUGGUUUUUCGUGUUCUGGUGCGGUGGUGGGGCUUGGGGGCAGUUAAACAUUUAGGAUUAAGUCUUGGAAGCCUUCUGCCGUUACCUGUACUUGUCAAAAAAUAUAUUAGACCAGAUUUAAAAUAGACAUAAUUCAGCCUAAGAAACAACACCUAGAAAAAAUGGUAUUGAUCAUUUCCAUUCAUUUAUACAACUUCACUUUUCAUCCUCACUUCUUCCUUGUAAUCUCAUUCAGUUCUGUACCAUUUUAUUUUCUACCUCUAGUAAUUAUCAGCAUGUUACAGAGUAUCUUAACCUAGGAUAUCAUAAGUGCACUUUUAGGCUUACCACUAAAGACUCCUGACACAGCUUUCUUCUUCUGUCUCCGAACAAAUGGAGAAUAAAGUCCUACGUCAUUUCCAUUCUUUUAUGAACUAAAAAGCUGUCACUUUUUAAAUGAUGAGACAAUGGCUACCUACAGUCAAUAUGACCAUUUGCCCCAGCCCCUAUACCAAAGCAUUAAGGUCAAAGCACUAAACAGCUGUUGGUCCUUCCAAAAUUUCUUUUACCAGCUUAGUCCUGUUGAUAAUGUUUUUCCAUUUGAAAUUAAUGUAAAAAAAAAACAACUUUGUAAUUAUACAUAUAGCCAGUGUUGUAAAUACAACAGACUACUCUUGCUAUUUAAAUAUAUAUAUAUAUAUAAAUUAAAAAAAACAUCACCAUUUUGAUAGUGAUAAGAAUAAUUAGUAUGUUUCUAUAGCUAUAUAUCCUGAAGUUACCAAAAAGGAAAUAUAAUAACCAUUCCUUGGGGUAAAAAGCCAAGUAUCAUUUUCUUUUGCUUUAAUAGAAGACAGUUACUGGUGUUAAAUACAUUUAUUGUAAACUUUAGACACAAAAAUAGGUUCUCUAGGCCAUUCACAUGCACAUUAAAACCAAAAAGCUGCAAACUACAACAAUGCAUAUAAUUAUACAAACGAUGCCACUCUCUGAUGUUUACAGAAUUGCUGUCCAUGCAAGGUGAUCAGAGGCAUUAUCUAUGAAGCCUUAAGAUCCAGAAGUGUUGUUACUACCAAACCUCUGAUUAACACUGUGAAGUAAGUGUUUUGGAAGGCAGUUCCACGAGUUGGCUAACAUUUCUUUAAAGCAAAUGACUGCUUCUAAGCUUAGCCUGAAAGUGGACAAGAGAAAAAUAAAUUUACUGUUUGAAGAAUUACCAAAAAAACAAAAGCCCACUUUGUUUAAAGAACUAGUUUUAUCAAUGGAAACUUGUCAUUGCCUUUAAAUUAUCUGUAAGCCUGGUUUUUCAAGAGCACUAAUUUAAAAUAAUCUGAGUACCAAGUAAAAAGUUACUUACCUUACAAGAGAUUUUGGUUGAACUGAAAAUAUAAGUAUUUCAUUACUGUGUGCCUGAAAAAUAGAAAAUGAAGAACAUAUUAAAAAGUAAGUACUCCACAAGUUUCAGAAAUAUGAAGUGUCCUUUAAUACAGGGUAGUAUACUUAAUACACUUACAGCUCUGUGAUGGACAAGGAGGUUAUUGGCACAUCCACCAAAAACAAUGACUUCUCCUUCGUCACUGGCACAAGCUGUGUGCCAUAAUCUAAUUUAAAACAAGAGUUUUAAGUUACCCAGACACCAAGUUGACAAUUUACACUACGAACACAAUGAUGAAAUAAAGACUAGAGAUCCUCAGUACAGACCAAAACCUAAUGUUGAGCAGCAAUUAUCUUAAGUAGCAAAAGCUAGAAAAAUCUAUUAAUGUCUGUUUUAUCUGGAUGUUACCAUUUUAUCUAUCUCGUCCAGUCCUAACUUAUGCAAUGAUGGGUUUGAACUGAAUGAUCUGUUCUCUAGGUCUUUGUUAGCAAUAAAAAUCUUACGGGAGAUGUGUGCUA
Leopardus geoffroyi (Geoffroy's cat) is the source of this 5789-nucleotide messenger RNA. RefSeq names its product nuclear export mediator factor (gene NEMF). NCBI's taxonomy places the organism in Eukaryota, Metazoa, Chordata, Mammalia, Carnivora, Felidae. Gene Ontology annotation, cellular component: RQC complex. Gene Ontology annotation, molecular function: tRNA binding; ribosomal large subunit binding. Gene Ontology annotation, biological process: rescue of stalled cytosolic ribosome; ribosome-associated ubiquitin-dependent protein catabolic process. The record is from RefSeq and is a predicted model, not a curated record. Bases 295 to 3531 code for a protein of 1078 amino acids. The transcript is spliced from 33 exons.